AUGAUCACGCCAGCUGUUGAUACUCUCAGUAUUCCUAUCAUCGACCUUGAACCGGCUCGAACUGGGACACCAGAUGAAGCUGCCCAGGUCGCGAAAGAUGUUUACGAGGCUUUCAAAUACAUCGGCUUUGCCUACAUUAAAAACCAUGGGGUUCCACAGGAGCUUAUAGAUGAAGCUUUCAGCUGGAGCCAGAAGUUCUUCGCCCUUCCUCAGAGUGAUAAAGACAAAGCACCACACCCUCCGGUCGGCUGGUACCAUCGAGGGUAUUCAGGAAUCGGCCGUGAGAAAGUUGUGCAAAUGGUCUAUGACAAGGAAGGCAUUACAGAAAAACGCAAAGUACCGGACGUCAAGGAGUCGUUCGAGCUUGGCAACGAGAACGACGAGCGCAUGCCAAAUAUUUGGGUCCCCGAUGAAGUCCUCCCUGGAUUCCGCGAGUUCUUCACCAAAUUCUUCGAGACUUGCUACACCAUUGAGCAGCUUAUGUUAAGAACAAUCGCUAUUGGGAUGGGCUUGGACGAGAACUUCUUUCUCAAUUAUCAUCAGAACAGUACUAAUCAGUGCCGCUUACUUCAUUAUCCGCCCGUGGAAGAAGAGCUUUUGAGACUCGGAAAGGCGGAAAGGAUCGCAGCACACUCCGACUUCGGCACAAUGACCAUUCUGUUCCAGGAUGAGGUCGGAGGUCUGGAAGUUGAGGAUAUCCAUGAAAAGGGCACAUUCAACCCCGCACCAUAUAUUCCCGGAACGGCGGUCGUCAAUAUCGGAGAUCUUUUAAUGCGCUGGAGUAACGAUGAACUUAAAUCAACUCUUCAUCGCGUCCGUGCCCCGCCGCUGGCUACCUCUAGUGGCGACUCAAGCGGUCGCAUGACUCGACCUCGAUACUCAAUUCCAUAUUUCAUCAGCCCUGAUCGAGAUAGGCUUAUUGAUUGUCUACCUGGGUGUUAUGGACCGGAUCGACCCAAGAAAUACGAGCCCAUCACUAGCAAGGAUUAUAUUUCGAUGCGUAUGAACGCAACGUAUUGA
Penicillium atrosanguineum is the source of this 1020-nucleotide messenger RNA. RefSeq names its product isopenicillin N synthase family dioxygenase. The coding region runs from base 1 to 1020 and encodes 339 amino acids. Lineage: Eukaryota; Fungi; Ascomycota; Eurotiomycetes; Eurotiales; Aspergillaceae. The transcript is spliced from 2 exons. The record is from RefSeq and is a predicted model, not a curated record. Gene Ontology annotation, molecular function: dioxygenase activity.